AUGAGCAAGAUUUACAUCGCACCCUGCACCUUCAUCCCACGGACUCCUGGAGAAUUAUCCAUGUCCAAGUAUGACCAUAUCAUUGUAUCUGACAUUGGCCAUGGUUGGUCCUGGGGCAAAAACUUGUCCCAACAAGGCCAAGAAGGAAUCUUUCCUAAGCGCUAUCUGGGCGUCUACAGCAAUUCCGGUGCACUGAGUUAUCGCGAUGCCCUCGACGAAGUCGCCUCCGUGUGCUCUCGUGUCGACAUGUUCGUCGCCACUUCCGUCUUUCUGACCUCGGAAGACGACAAGGCCUUCCUCUUGCAAAGACAGACCACAUUGAAUUCGCUCGGCCCCCUCUGCUAUCUCACGUCGGCCUGCGCCGGUGGCAUCUGGGACAAAUGCCUGAACAACUUCGUCGCGGCCUUUGAGAUGGCACGGGUCAAGGUCCACGAGUACCUGCGCUGCGUCGAGAACCUGAAGCGCCUCGCGGGCAUGCUCGACAGCUGCGUCCCCAAGCUGACCGCCGAGCUGCGCAAGUACCCCCACGUGGUGCCGGCCAUCUUGCGCAACGCAGAGUGCAUGCAGACCACGCUGAAGGGGAUCAUCAACACCGCCACCGUCUCCUUCGACUCGUACAAGCCGGGGGCCGGAGUGGCUCCGAGGUCUUUUACAUCCCUCUCCGGGUCGACCUUCCAGACCUUCACCCUCGACACCGCGGAGUCAUCCAAAGACCAUGCCGCCCUUGCCCUCAGGCUCGGCCGGUGCCGCCUGCCACCCGUCCACCUCCUCCUCCUCAGCUACCCCACCCUUCAGGGCCUCACCAUCAUCACCUGCCUCAUCUGCUGCUCGCUCCAGUUCCGCUCCUACACCCUCUCUCCCCACGGGCCCGGCGACCUCAACGGCUCCGACUUCUUCAACAAUCUCCAGUCGGUUCUCAUGCAGCUCCUGACCACCUACACCGGCCUCGUCCCCGCUGUACGGACCCCACCCCUGUCCGGGCGGGUCUCGAUUGUCUGGAUCUCGUUGCUGUCCAUCGCUGGGCUUGUGCUCAACUUUGCCGCCCUCGGCACUUUUUUCCACGAUAACGCGCUUGCGCCUCUUUUGGGCUUCUUUGGAAACGUCGUGCAGACCAUAACCGUGCUGCAGCUAGGUGGCACACUGUCGAAUGGAGAGUGA
Molecule: messenger RNA, 1158 nt
Organism: Cryphonectria parasitica EP155
Lineage: Eukaryota; Fungi; Ascomycota; Sordariomycetes; Diaporthales; Cryphonectriaceae
Exons: 3
Coding region: 1-1158 (385 amino acids)
Molecular function (GO): protein binding
Source: RefSeq, a predicted model, not a curated record